Molecule: messenger RNA, 983 nt
Organism: Nicotiana tabacum (common tobacco)
Lineage: Eukaryota; Viridiplantae; Streptophyta; Magnoliopsida; Solanales; Solanaceae
Cellular component (GO): plasma membrane
Source: RefSeq, a predicted model, not a curated record
UUUAGCCACAAAUCACACUCUCUCCCCUCUUCCAUUUACCAUCUCUUCUAUUCUACAGAUUCUUGAUUCUUGAUUAUUUGAAGCAAUGGAUAGGAAGAUUGUAUUUUUAGUGUCAUUUUUGUGCAUUGUAGUGGCCAGUGUCACAGGUCAGACACCUGCGGCUGCACCAGCCAAAGCACCAGUUGGUGCUAAGGCUUCUACACCACCAGCUGCUGCUCCCACAAAGCCUAAAACUCCUGCUCCUGCUACUGCACCUGCCUCAGCUCCACCCACAGCUGUUUCUACUCCUCCAGCAGCUGCACCAGCCACUGCUCCUACUACCCCUGUUGUUACUCCACCUGUAUCAGCACCACCAGCUAAAACACCAGCUAGUUCUCCACCAGCUGCAGUGCCUGUGAGUUCACCACCACCAGCGGUUACACCGGUACAAUCUCCACCAGCACCAGCUCCGGUGGCAGCGACACCACCAGCUGCUUCUGCUCCACCUGCUCCAGUUCCAGUUUCAGCAUCUUCUCCAGCACCUUCUCCUGAUAUGAUGAGCCCACCUGCACCUCCUACUGAAGCUCCUGGACCUAGCAUGGAUUCCGACUCUCCCAGUCCAUCUCUCAACGAUGAGAGCGGAGCAGAGAAAUUGAAGAUGCUUGGAAGCUUGGUAGCUGGAUGGGCUGUGAUGAGCUGGUUCUUGUUCUAAGGAUCGUGGCUCUGUUUUUUUUUUCUUUUUCUGAAACAUAUUUUGUCCAGUAUUUUAUCAUUUUGAUGUUGACAUAUAAUUUAUCCUUUUGUUAGUUCUGGUGCUUUAUGGUCACGGGGUCCUCAUUUGGAUCCUUUUAGAGAUUUGGCCACAUUGGCUCCUUUUUUAUAUUCUUUCGUGGAGUGUAAGGGUAGAGAUUGUACUAUGUCUUCACUACUUUUACUCCUUUUGGACGCUCUUCUUUACCUCCCACUUUCUUCUAUUAUAUAAAUUUCAUUUGUUUAUUUGCCUA